Molecule: messenger RNA, 8050 nt
Organism: Strongylocentrotus purpuratus (purple sea urchin)
Lineage: Eukaryota; Metazoa; Echinodermata; Echinoidea; Camarodonta; Strongylocentrotidae
Product: amyloid-beta A4 precursor protein-binding family A member 1
Exons: 10
Coding region: 1180-2613 (477 amino acids)
Biological process (GO): chemical synaptic transmission
Cellular component (GO): dendritic spine; plasma membrane; cytoplasm
Molecular function (GO): protein binding
Source: RefSeq, a predicted model, not a curated record
AAAUAUUGAUUAGAGUUUUCUUUUAUUAUUAAACUUGAUUGGAAACCAUUUUGAGUAAUAUUGCAGGAAGUAAAUGCGAGGAGAUGGGGAUGCUGAAAUAGUCGGCCAAUUUCCAGGAUACAGUAAAGUGAUUUUCGGGUGAGCAGAUAUUAGCUCCGUCCUUCCUGCCUAAUGCAUUGCAUUUUUCAUCUUCCUCUGCUGGUACAGCUGUAUUAUUCAUCAGUGACAUUGCUAGGUACUCUGUAGCAAUAUGUCGCGAUGCUCUUGGGCGGAGGCCAGAGCGAUCGCGACCGGGAGGACAAAUCUUGGGAUGCAGUGCGUACGUUUGUGUGUGUGUCGGGGGAGAGUGUGUGAGUGAGUGUGGAUGGGGGAACUCGUGUUGGGAUUGGAUAAUGUGUUUGCUUAGCCAUCUCAGUGCCGAAAGGGAAGGGGAGCACGAUAGCUGGAGUGGAGCAUCACUGCCGCCUUUACUCUCUCUCUCUCUCUGUGGAAUGAGAAAGUGUCAAUGCCUCCUUCUUUCUCCUACUGUUUUGGAAUAGUCCUGGAGAUAUAUUGGAAAGGAUACUGUAACCAGCUUUGUUGCAAUUUAGCUCGGAUUCAAGGAGAUUAGGUUCUUGGCGUGGAUUCUUACCCCAUAGCGGAGGUGAUGGCAAAGGGAGUUUGCAUAAUAUAUAAUGGAAGAUAUUCAACUGCAGCGAUUUCAGCAGAAGUCAUAUUAGUUAAAUAAUUGAACAUUACUCACUUUGCAUUUGUGAUGUUGCAGAUUAUGUUCACAAGGCUUUCUACUUAGUCAAUCUAGCUCUUAAUCUAGCUUUUGCCAGGCUCUUAGUUGGUAUCAUAUUAUUGUAGAGACGGAAGCUACCUCUGGAUUUGCAAAGACCUGCACAUGGAAUUCAAGGAAUUACUAUUUGUGGUGCAUCCAUGCCAGGAGUAAGAUGGAUUUGAGGCAUCAAGAAACUUUAAGAUACCAUCUGAAUGCAUCGAUGUAAAUAGAUAAGCCAUAUGAAAGGAGAGAUGAUGCAUGAUUUCAACACAACCAGACCAAGGUGGCGUGAAUGAGCAAUGCACCAGCCACACUCAAACAAUCAGAAGUAGAAAACCUCUUAGUGGAACCACCAUCAUCCAUUGAAACUGCUGCCAUAGCUAUACAAAGUGGCAGCAACACAAAGUGGCAGCAACAUGCCUGUGACAAGUAUUGCCAGUACUCCUAUGAGGGAGCUCCACAACAAUAACAAGAUGCGGCACAUGCCCGACAAGGAUGGGCCACAGGACGGGGAGAAGGACGGAGCGAAGAAGGUGGCCAUGGAGGAGGAUCAAUACAGACCCUUUACUUGGCAGAAACCAGUGCCUUCCAAGGCUCUGAGGACUUCAGAGAACUACAUGCUGAGGUACAAGUGCAGGAAACGGCCAGGGGGAGCCCGUGGUCCUCACGAUGAAACAGCUCUUGGACGAGGUAUCAUCUACCCGGCGGCGUAUCUGGGUUCCACGCAGCUCGUCACCACCAAACAACCCACCAAGAAGGUCCGCAUGCAACAGGCCCAAGAGGCUGUCAACAGGAUUAAGACACGACUUAGGAAGCGCUGGUAUAAGUCCCCUGAUGGGGAGGAGCAGCCUAGUACAGAGGUAGACCUCGCCAUCUCCAAUGAACGCAUCAGGGUACUCAACGCUGACAACCAAGUCAGCAACAUGCAGGAAACCAUGAUGGACCAUCCCCUGAAGACCAUCUCCUACAUCGCCGACAUCGGUAACAUCGUCGUGAUCAUGGCUCGACGUCGCCAGAUCACCAGGACGCUGGACGAAGCCAUGGAGGAGAGCGGAGUCAUGCUGGAUGCUGAAGGACGAAGGCAACCAAGGAAAAUCAUCUGCCAUGUUUUUGAGACAGAAGAUGCACAACUCAUAGCACAGACGAUAGGCCAGGCCUUUGCACUAGCCUACCUGGAGUUCUUGAAAGCCAAUGGUAUCGAAGACCCACACGCCCAGGAGAUCGACUAUCACGAUGUGCUCAACUCUCAGGAGAUCUACGGCGAUGAUCUCAUGCUCUUCUCAAACAAGGAAUGCGAGAAAGAGGUGUUGGUUGAGAAGGAGAGGGGUGAGAUCAUGGGCAUGGUGGUGGUAGAAUCAGGGUGGGGCUCGCUCAUCCCCACCGUGGUCAUAGCAAACAUGUCUCCGUUUGGUGCUGCUGCUAGGUCGGGCAAGCUCAACAUCGGUGAUCAGGUGAUGUCCAUUAACGGCACCAGCCUUGUAGGGCUUCCAUUACAACAAUGCCAACAAACGAUAAAGGGAUUGAAGAGUCAGUGUCUUGUAAAGUUCAAUGUUGUAUCAUGUCCGCCUGUUACUCAAGUCCUCAUCAAAAGACCAGAUACAAAGUACCAGCUUGGCUUCAGUGUUCAAAACGGAAUCAUAUGCAGUCUAAUGCGAGGUGGCAUUGCUGAGAGAGGAGGUGUUAGGGUGGGGCAUAGGAUAAUAGAGAUCAACGGAAGCAGCGUCGUGGCAACGGCUCAUGAGAAGAUCGUUGAGAUGCUUUCAACAUCAGUAGGAGAGAUCCGUAUGAAGACGAUGCCCCUUUCCAUGUACAAGCUCCUCACAGGGCAAGAGCAACCAGUCUACAUAUAAACAAAACUAAUCAACUGAUCUCUUAAACAUUAACAAGUUCCUGUGAUACUGGAGAAUGAAAGUAUGAUGAGUAUUCAUCUUGGGUAGCACUGAUCAGCCCUCUUACCAAGGCGCUGAUCAAGAGAGGGAGACAGCAAUGAAGAGAAAGGAGCAACAGAGAGAAUGCAAGAUUAAUCAACAGCAAGUAAAGGAUCAUGAUAACACAUCCUAGAGGCUUUUCCAUUCCAGAGGAUUGGAUGAAGGUCACUGGAUGCAGCAAUCAUGUUACCAUGGCAACAAGCAUCUCAGAAUGAAACGUGUACCUCAAGCUCACAAAGGAAAGAUGGAUGCGGAGUCAGGAGUAGAUGUAUAAAGAGAGUUCUUCAAGGAUAGUAUAUUGGAUGAGAAUGAACAGCUGCCAAAUGAUUGAAGUGUUACAGAGGUUUUAACCAUUUUGGGAUGUGAUUGUAUAAUGAGAAGGUCUAUAAUGAGGUAACACAUAGUUUCGCAUAUUAAGAAUGCUUUGGCUUCUUCCAAAAAUAGGUCAUUACAAAGACAGCAGGGCAUUACAAGGAGAUAUUGAUACAGCGAUGUCAGAUUCAUCAAAUAUUAAAGCUCGGAAGAAAGAGAUGGAUGUCAAAUUUUUAACUCAAUUUUUUUUUUAAAGAUAAAAGCUGGUCAGUACAACUUGGUGUUUGAAGAUAACUUAACGGCAUCUGAUUAUUAUUGCACAAGCUGAUGAAUAUGUGGAAUCGCCGGCUGAUAAUGCGUGGACAGAUGUUGUUGAAGGACUAAGAUACACAGAGGUAAUCCUUCAUCGGCAAGUUUCGAGUGCUACCAAGAUUUCCAUAUGACGCAAGCAAGGUACGAUGGAAGAUGUCAUGCAUCCCAGCAUGGCUUUUUAGAGAGUGAACAUUGAGAAAAGAGAUUUGUGUUUCUAUGAAGUAAAACCCAGCUUUCUGAAGCACACACAUGGUCGUUAUAAUAAUGACAUUUCCUUCUGUGAGUCGACGAAGUGAACUCCGGUAAUUUAGCAAUUCAGGCGUCAGAAUCAGGGCGUCGACAAACUCUGUACAUUCAGUCACUGAAUUGAGGCCUUUUUCUUGUAAAUAAUAGCUUGAAAGAUUGUAGCCAGAAGACUGCGAGAAUCAGAGAAUGUCGAUAUAUUAGAGAAAGAGAGAUAACAAAAGUAUAAAAGUAAUAUAUUAAAGAUGUUUGUGCACAGUGUAUGUUUCAACAAUGGAAAAAAGUAUAGAUAUAUGUCAAGACCAGUUAUGACAGUGUAUUAGGGAUAUGACCCUGUGGUAUUAUAAGUAGUCUUUUGUUCUAAUAUGUGCAUACACCUACUACAUGAAAAUUCAAUUCAUUGGAGGGAAAUAGUCAUAGGAUUUAUGAUUACGGUAAUCACAUUGAAUGUAGACUAUUUUCAACAUCAAUGUACUCAUCUUGAAAAGAAUAACAAAAUAAUUAGUUUUGUCAACUUAAACAUGUGGGGAAUUGAACCUACUGGUACCCCAUUUGUAAAUUUUAUUAGCUGCAUUGAUACCUUAAUAUUUUACAUUUGCUCUAUCUAUAAUCCAUGAAGUAUAACAUUCCUUAUUUUGUGUUUUAGAGAUCUCAUGAAUCAUUUGUGAUCCUUAAAUUUGCGUGGUACCACUGCCAAAGAAAAUACUUUGUGAUGUAGUUGAGAGUAUAAUUUUCAUUUCAUAUAGAAUCUACGCUAGCUUACAAAAAACAUAGAUGACAAUUGAUGAAUCUCUUUGUAUUAUUUUUAGUAGAUGUAGUGACGAUUCAGGUUUCAGCAUUCAACAUGUAUGUACUGACUCGCCCUAAGUUUUUUAUGAGUAGUCUUAUAUCUCUUUCUUUUGUUUCCUGCAAAUUCCAGGUAGUCCCUAUGUAUGCCAUAAUAAGUAAUGCUUGCUGUAGAUCCUUAGACAGUUUGCACUGUUCGUUUUCUCUCUGAUGAACAUAUUCAAUACACAAAAUGACUUUUUUUGUUUAUUAACAAUGGAUAGGUAUUUCAUUUCGUAAUUGAGGAAAUCUACUAUGUUUCUUUAUACCAAAGCCAAAUGCACGUUACAAUUACAUGUAUAUGGAGUAUAGAUUAUUGAAGGUUAUGGAUUGUAUAUUAUUUGUGAUUUUUUUUUUCCCCCUGAAAAAGGCUUUCCAUUCAUUCAUUAUAUAUUUACUUGAAUGUCAAGAAUUGAUGAAUGUGGAGUAUGAGAGUUUAUUUUGUCAAACAGAACUGUUAAAAGAUACAAGUUACCUAUGUAGUGGAAUGAUAUCACGAAAGUGCACAGACAGCUCAUUUUAGUAUAAAAUGUUAUGCAGCUCAUCCUUUGUACAUUACCAGUCAUACAGACACAAGUUAUUCAAGUUUGUGAAAGAAGAGAAAAUACCUCAUAGCAACUUUUCAAUCAUGUGGCACAUUAUUAGUUCUUAACUUGUGACUUCAUUCCUCAUAUCAUAACAGAAAGCGUUGGUUCAAUGAACAGCAAAUUGACUCUAUAUUUGUUUGUAAUAUUUUGGAGAUGUUAUCACCAAAUUUUUCCAGUCACAGAGUUACAGUCACAUUGCACACUCACUGAAUUCUAUUGACGUUUGUUAUCAUGUACCAAUGGUUAUUGGGUAGUCACACUGGAGGAUAUGACUAUAUAGUUUUAGGUAGUCACGGUAUAGAUCAAAUAUAUUUGUUUAUUUAUAGUAUUAAUAACCUGUGCAUAUUCAUGUUAAAGAUUAAUUAAUUUAUCAUUUUUAAUUAUGUUUGGGGUUUGACUGGUUAUGGGCAAAUAAUUUUCUGAUACAUGUUAAAAUAUAAAAAUUACAUUUAUUUCAGAUGAAACAAUUUUCUUUCGGGAAAAGAUUUCAUUGUAAUGUUUCUUUGUACAUGUUUUACUUCUCCCUUAUUAAACUCAUACUACAUCACAAACAAAGACAUGCAUGUAGGUUUCACUCUAACUAUCAUCAUAUGUAUUAUUCUUCCUCUAUUUUCAUUAUAAUUUCUGUAAAGUAUUCUAACAUUUGUUUCUUUAGAAGGAAAAAAAAAGGGUAGUUAGGGUACCCAAUCCUAGUAGACGUAUUGUAAUCUUCCUGUAUAUUUGAAUAAUUUUUAACUGAAUACCAACUUUUUUUUUGUUUAUUGAUUCUGUGAGAGAGAAAAAAUGGUGCUUUUGUAAAGAUGACAGAUUAUGUAUUUAAACAAUGAGUAGUUAAGUAGCAGCAAGUAAUAUUGGCUGUCUUUUAAUGUAUUCAAUUAUUAUGUUAUAUAUAUACCGGUAUAUGUAUGAAGGCCAGCCACAAUUUAGGACCCAACUGUGAACUGAGUUUGGAAGAAAUUGCAAUAGUAUGAGAUACAAAUGUAAAUUCUUCUUCAUAAGUCUGAAUGAUCAUAUGCAUCAUCAUAUUAAUAUUGCUGGAUGAGAGGAAAGACCUGAUCGGUUCUGAAUGAUAGUCGAGUCGAUAGCCGCAUGACUGCCUACAGAUUUAUAGCCCUUUUUUCCCCAAUCUUAAAGGCUUAUGAAAUACUCUGCAUUUUCAGUGUUCAGUGUCUCAAAGGGCAUCUGGGAUCUGUAUUCAGAAGAAGUUAUAUUCUUUAGACUUUCCAUCCUUUUGCAAUUUCUUUAAGAAUCUAGUUUCGUUUUGGUCAUAAGGUGUGUUGGUCUCUCUAAUAAUUCCAAUCUCCAAUUAUUUAUGUUUAGUGUUCAUCUACGGACACACUGUACAAAAAAACAAUUAUAUCAUAUAGGGCUUCUCACCAUGGUCAUUGUUUAUCAUCUCACCAACAGUAGAGUUUAGCCAUCAGAAUUAUGCCUUGUAUAUUAUUUUGGAAAGUAUAAUGUCCUCAUUAUAAAUAUACCAUGCUCUAUUUUAGUUAUGUCGUGCAUAUUUUUGCCAAUGAUAAUAAUAAUAAUAAUGGGUUCUUGUAUAGCGCUUAUGUCAGUCAGAUUUGACCCUUCUGGCGCUCCUGAUUAUUAUUAUUAUUAUGACUAUCACCAUGUUGUACAUGUAUGAAGAAAGAAUCUGUCAUUUUUAUACACCUCCAAUUUUUAUUAUCAUUUUUAUUAUGAUCUUUAAAAAAAAACUUUUCUAAGUUUCUCUGUAGCUAUAAUAAAAUUGUGUAUGUUUGUUGUUUCAUUUUGAUCAGGAAUGAUGAGGAUGAACUAUUUUAUACUUGGUCGUUUGAAUACAUGUCAAUGUCUCGUAUAACAUAGUGUAUCGCCGUAUACAUCUGUAAUGACUAGUCCUGAGAAUUAGGCACUGAUAAUUUUCCAAAUUGCUGCAAAUGGACAGAAGUACAGAUAUAGCCGAUGAUUGUGAUUCUAGAAAACUUCCAAUUAUUCAUAUUUUUCUUUUGGUUAUUUUCAGUUUUGCUCUCUCUGUAGGUCAAAUUACUAUAAUUACUUUGCGGAGUAAUAGAUCCUCUGCAGUUUUGAUUUCCUUAUGUUUAAUACUAUAAUCUGAAUGCACAGAAUAUUCAAGCAGUGCAGUUAUAAUUAGAGCUGCUAUGAGUUAAUAUUUAAUGAAAAAUUAUUAUUUUUAACCUGAUCCAAUUUUGGCAGAUUAUUUGAGCUAGAGCUGUAGUCCAGGCAAAAACUAUUGAGUUUACAUUGUAUAUUUUGCAUUUCAACACCAUAUACGUUCUAGAUCAAAAAAGACAGCAAUUAUAGAAGAUGAUUUUUAAAAAGAUAUUAAGAAGAUGUUUUGAUAUGUACACAGUUUACUACUUAUAUCCAAUACCUGUUAAAGUAAGCCAGUCUGAAUACAUUUUGAUGAAAACUAAUGCUAUGAAUGAUGAUGAUAAUGUUGAUGAUGAUAGUGGUGGUGAUGAUGGUGAUGAUGAUUAUGAUAGGGAUGUUAUUGGUGAUUUAAAUGAUCCACACUUGUUUUGUCAAACAAACUCUGCUUUCUUAUAAAUUGAUUCAUAUGAGCAAGAGAUGACAGUGGGAGAUUCAACAGAAAAAUAAUUUUUAUAUUUCUUAUUUUAAGUCCAGGCAUGUGAUUGUAUAAACACUAAAUAGUCAAAUACAUUUUUCUUGUGGGGAUAAAUUUACUGUUUGUCAUGGAAGGUGGUUUUCAGUAGAUUGAUGUAUCUUGUUGGAAAAACUAUAUAAAUAUUGUCUUGAUAAAAUUUGUAUUUCCUGUCAAGGAAUAUAUACAUGUAUGCAUUGGAUUCUCAAGUCUCCACUUAAAAUUCCAUAGCCUUAUACGUUGCUUAGAUUUGAAAAUACAAAUGAUUUCCUCUCGAUUCAACUAUUUUCUUUAUUAAUGUAAGAAUUUAUCCCAUAUGAAGUAAGCUCAUUUAUUGAUUAUGUACGAGGUAUGAUGAGAUACAAUGUGAUGAGACUAGGAUACUAAACGCCACUGUGUUGAUAUAUAUCAUGUACACUACUCUGAUUGCAUAUUACAAUUAUGAAGAUAUCAUGCAUAUUAAAAACAAAAAAAUAUUGAUGAACAUUUA